Molecule: messenger RNA, 405 nt
Organism: Cetraspora pellucida
Lineage: Eukaryota; Fungi; Glomeromycota; Glomeromycetes; Diversisporales; Gigasporaceae
Source: the annotation of a GenBank genome assembly
AUGAUUAGAGUUAAAAGAACAGACGGAGUACCCAAACAUGAAGUUAUCGAAUUAAGGAAAAAGUUAAGAAGUUUAAUAAAUACACAAAAUUCUAAACCGAUAAAGGGAGUAAUGCAAUUUGUAGCGUUAAUCGAUGAGAGUUUCAAGUGUUUAGAGAAACAAGGAUUUCAGUAUAUUCAAGAUGAAGCGGCAAGAACAGCGAUUGUAUGGAAAGAUGGAGGACUCAAAAACGAGGAAGAAACAACUCAUACUAACAUCAAUUAUAUCAAUUAUUGGAACAAUCAAGACGGAGAAGUUAUUGAUGAGGAGGAUAAGGAAGAUGUAAUUAGCUUGGAUGCAUCAGAAUUCGAGUUCGACGAUGAAAAAUCAUCGGGAAUAGGAUAUGAAAAGAUGGAUUGGAUAUAG